Messenger RNA from Sphenostylis stenocarpa, 3492 nucleotides. Lineage: Eukaryota; Viridiplantae; Streptophyta; Magnoliopsida; Fabales; Fabaceae. The record is from the annotation of a GenBank genome assembly.
AUGGUGCUGUCCCUAAAGAUUACUUUGACUAUAGUCCUUGUCCUUUCCAUUGUAUCCAUAGUUUCCCUUGCUGAAACAAGCUUGGAUGUUGAAAUUGAAUCGUUGAAAGCUUUCAAGAACUCCAUCACUGGUGACCCAAAUGGUGCUCUAGCAGACUGGGUUGACAGUCAUAAUCACUGCAACUGGUCUGGCAUUGCAUGUGACCCAUCUUCAAAUCAUGUCAUUUCAAUUUCUCUGGUUAGUCUUCAACUCCAAGGGGAGAUUUCUCCUUUCCUUGGGAACAUUUCAGGCCUUCAGGUUUUUGACAUCACUUCAAACUCAUUCACUGGCUACAUUCCUGCUCAGCUCAGUCUUUGCACUCAACUUACUCAGCUGAUUCUUGUUGAUAAUUCUCUCUCAGGUCCUAUCCCUCCUGAAUUAGGAAACUUUAAAAGCCUACAGUAUUUGGAUUUAGGUAGCAACUACUUGAAUGGAAGCCUCCCUGACAGCAUAUUCAACUGCACUUCUUUGUUAGGUAUUGCUUUCAAUUUCAACAACCUUACUGGCAGAAUCCCAUCAAACAUUGGGAAUCUAGUUAACCUUGAACAGGUUGCAGGUUUUGGAAAUAAUUUGGUAGGAUCUAUACCGCUUUCCGUAGGUCAGUUACGAGGCUUGAGAGCUCUUGAUUUUAGCCAAAACAAGUUAUCAGGUGUAAUACCUCGAGAGAUUGGAAACCUGCCAAAAUUAGAAUACCUUGAAUUGUUCCAAAAUUCCUUGAGUGGUAAAAUUCCUUUUGAGCUUGGUAAGUGUAGCAAUCUUGUAAGCCUUGAGUUAUCCACCAAUCAGCUUAUUGGAAGUAUUCCUCCUGAGCUAGGAAAUUUAGUUCAGUUGCAGACACUGAAGUUACAUCAGAAUAAUUUGAAUUCCACCAUCCCAUCUUCCAUAUUCCAGUUGAAAUCAUUGACACAUUUAGGCCUCUCACAGAAUAACUUAGAGGGAACAAUAUCUUCUGAGAUUGGAUAUAUGAACUCCUUGCAAGUUCUAACCCUGCAUUUGAAUAAGUUAACUGGGGGGAUCCCUUCAUCAAUAACAAACUUGACAAACUUGACAUAUCUGUCAAUGAGCCAGAAUCUUUUCUCAGGUGAACUUCCUUCAAACUUGGGUGUGCUUCAUAAUUUGCAGUUUCUUGUUUUGAGCAACAACUAUCUUAAUGGAUCCAUUCCCCCUAGCAUUACCAAUUGUACGAGACUGGUAAAUGUAAGUUUGUCUUUUAAUGCUUUAAGUGGGAAAAUUCCUGAGGGUUUUUCCAGGUCGCCUAAUCUUACUUUCCUGUCUCUUGCGUCCAACAAAAUGACUGGGGAAAUCCCAGAUGACCUCUAUAACUGCUCAAAUCUUAGCUCUCUAAGUUUGGCAAUGAAUAACUUUAGUGGAUUGAUAAAUUCAGGUAUCCAGAACCUGUCUAAACUUCAGCGCUUACAGCUGAAUGUAAAUUCUUUCAUAGGACCCAUUCCACCAGAGAUUGGAAACUUGAAUCAACUCAUCACUCUAUCCCUCUCUGAAAAUAAGUUUUCUGGUCAAAUUCCUCCAGAACUGUCUAAACUUUCCCGCCUUCAGGGGCUCACUCUUCAUGCCAAUGAAUUAGAAGGUACAAUACCUGAUAACCUCUCCGAAAUAAAAGCACUAACCAAACUUUUCCUGCAUCAAAACAAGUUGGUUGGUCAAAUACCUGAUACUCUCUCAAAACUUAAGAUGCUUUCCUACUUAGACCUUCAUGGCAACAAACUUAAUGGAUCCAUUCCAAGAAGCAUGGGGAAGCUAAAUCAACUUUUAGUUUUGGAUCUCUCCCACAACCAGCUCACAGGAUCAAUUCCUGGAGAUGUCAUAGCAAACUUCAAAAGCAUGCAAAUGUAUCUUAACAUUUCUUACAACCACUUGGUUGGAAAUGUUUCAACUGAGUUGGGCAUGUUGGAAAUGAUACAAGCUAUUGACAUUUCAAACAAUAAUCUUUCGGGUUUCAUUCCUAAAACACUUGUUGGGUGCAGAAAUCUAUUCAAUCUUGAUUUUUCAGGAAACAGUAUUUCAGGUCCUAUUCCCGCUGAAGCAUUUAGUCGCAUGGACUUGCUUGAAAGCUUAAACCUCUCAAGAAAUCAUUUAGAUGGUGAAAUCCCUGAAAUAUUGACAGAACUUGACCAUCUUAGUUCCCUGGAUCUUUCUCAGAAUGACUUGAAGGGAAUUAUUCCUGAGGGUUUUGCCAACCUUUCCAAUUUGGUGCAUCUCAACCUUUCCUUCAAUCAACUUGAAGGUCCGGUGCCUAAGACCGGAGUAUUUGCACACAUCAAUGCAUCUAGUAUGAUGGGAAACCAGGAUCUUUGUGGAGCUAAGUUCCUAUCGCCAUGCAGGGAGACAAAACAUUUACUUUCCAAGAAGGCCAUAUUUAUAAUUGCUUCACUUGGAUCUCUAGCUAUACUACUAGUGUUAGUGCUUCUAAUUCUCAGUCGUGGCACCAAACUCUGUAAUUUUAAAGAAAGAGAUAUCAGUGUAAAUCAUGAACCAGACUACACUUCAGCAUUGGCACUUAAAAGGUUCAUUCCAAAGGAAUUGGAGAAUGCCACCGGAUUUUUCAGUGCAGAUAGCAUCAUUGGUGCUAGCAGUUUGAGCACAGUUUACAAGGGUCAAAUGGAAGAUGGCCAAGUUGUUGCCAUCAAAAGAUUGAAUUUGCAACAAUUCUCUGCAAAUACUGACAAGAUCUUCAAGAGAGAAGCCAACACCUUGAGCCAGAUGAGACAUAGGAAUUUGGUCAAGGUACUUGGAUAUGCCUGGCAGAGCGGGAAAAUGAAGGCUUUGGUUUUAGAGUACAUGGAAAAUGGAAAUUUAGAUAGCAUCAUACAUGGCAACAGGGUAGAUGAGUCUGCAAUCUCUAGGUGGACAUUAUCUGAAAGAGUCCGAGUCUUCAUAUCUAUUGCUAAAGCAUUGGAAUAUUUGCACGCGGGUUAUCAUUUUCCCAUUGUACACUGUGAUUUAAAGCCUUCUAACAUUCUAUUAGAUAGAGAGUGGGAAGCUCAUGUAAGUGACUUUGGGACAGCUCGAAUACUUGGUCUUCGUCUGCAAGAUGGUACCCUUUCGUCAACAGCAGCUGUGCAAGGCACAGUUGGCUACAUGGCACCAGAAUUUGCCUACACGAGGAAAGUAACCACUAAAGCAGACGUGUUCAGCUUCGGUAUCAUAGUAAUGGAGUUCCUAACAAAAAGAAGACCAACAGGACUCUCGGAAGAGGAUGGUUCGCCAAUCACUUUGCGUGAAUUAGUGGCUAAAGCAAUUGCAAAUGGAAUAGAACAGUUUGUCAAUAUUGUGGAUCCUUCGUUGACCUGGAAUGUCACAAAAGACAAUGAUGAAGUGUUGGCAGAGCUCUUAAAGCUAUCCCUGUGCUGCACCCUCCCUGGUCCUGAACAGAGACCCAAUUCGAAUGAGGUGUUAUCUGUCCUUUUGAAGCUUCAAACAACACUGUCUUCUUAA